Culex quinquefasciatus (southern house mosquito) is the source of this 2440-nucleotide messenger RNA. It is a transcript of the gene PIG-V, whose product is annotated as GPI mannosyltransferase 2. Gene Ontology annotation, molecular function: GPI mannosyltransferase activity; alpha-1,6-mannosyltransferase activity. The transcript has 3 exons. The record is from RefSeq and is a predicted model, not a curated record. Gene Ontology annotation, cellular component: mannosyltransferase complex; endoplasmic reticulum membrane. Gene Ontology annotation, biological process: GPI anchor biosynthetic process. Bases 290 to 1897 code for a protein of 535 amino acids. Lineage: Eukaryota; Metazoa; Arthropoda; Insecta; Diptera; Culicidae.
UUAUCCAUUUUCCCGCAGCAAAUUGGCCCCGGUUUCGUUUGUUGAUGGCUCAAAUGUGAAGGGCGCGAUUGCCUUCUUGUGAAACGGUAGAAAAACACACCUCAAUCAGUCGCCAUUGCCGAAGAAAACUAUCUCAAAGGAUCCAACAGCAAAUGUAAACGUUGCCUCAACCCGCGUGCUCCAAAAUUGUGAAACCAAGCCGAAAACAGAUAUCACAAAAUUUAAUCAAAUCCGACAGUAAAAAGUUUUAAACCGCGCGUGCAAGUGUCCACACAAACAGCUAUUUACAAUGAGUAACAAAGCGACCAAAAACCAGCAGCCUCCCGCCGGCAACACCAGCACAAAACAGCACCAAAACCACCAACAUCAGCACAAUCACAGCUCAAGCAGUCCUAAAAAGACCAAAACCCCAUCGACGCCCUCCUCCUCCAGCACGUGGCACAUAUCGAUAACGUCCCUGGCGCUACUUAGCCGGCUCGGCGUAAUCACCCUGCAAGUAAUAUCGAACCACCUCGUCCCGGACCACGAUGCCGGCGUGUUCGUAGCCCCGCGCGACCCGGAAGCCGCCCCCGCCAAACUGGACGGCGCGGUCAACUUCUUCCUCGGCGGGCUGCACCGCUGGGACGGCCAGUACUUUUUGCACAUCUCCGAGUACGGCUACUCGUACGAAAACACGCUCGCGUUCUUCCCGCUGUUCCCCUUCAUCAUCAAGAUCGCCACCAGCACGCUCGGGGGAAGCACCCCGAUGAUCACGUACCGCGAACUCUCGCUUGUGCUGGCCGUGCUGCUCAACCUGGUGUGCUUCGUGCUGGCCGCCAAAGCCCUUUACAAGCUGAGCAAUCUGGUGCUGGGGAACAAGAAAAAGAGCGAACUGGCCGUCAUACUGUUCUGCUUCAAUCCGGCGUCGAUCUUCUUCACGGCGCCGUACACCGAGGCGCUGUUCUCGUGGCUGUCGUUCAGCGUGAUGGCCCAGUGCAUCGACGAUAUCAACUCGGUGUUCAUCACGAUCCCGCUGAGCUUGAGCAUCCUGUGCCGGUCGAAUGGAAUGCUCAACAUCGGCUUUCUGCUGUACUUCACCGCGCGCCGCAUCCUGUCCCAGAGCUCGUUCCACACCAUCAUCUGUAUGGGCUCGAAGCUGUUCUCGAUCCUGAUGAUCAUCAUCUUCCACUACGGAAUCGCGCAGGUCUACAACUACUAUCUGUUUUGCUUCGAGCAAAAGUUCAGCUUUCCGGCGCACGUCAAGCAGUACGCGCUGGACCGCGGGCUGGUCCUGGCCGGGAACAAGACGGCGGAGUCGUCACCCUGGUGCUCAAACUAUUUGCCUUUAUCUUACUCUUACGUACAAAGCCACUAUUGGGAUGUAGGAUUUAUGAACUAUUACGAGCUGAAGCAGUUACCGAACUUCUUACUGGCCUUACCCGCGAUUUAUCUGGUGCUGAGCAACGCGUACAAGUACAUCCACGACAAUUGGGAUUUUUGUGCGGGGCUCGGUCUGUUCCGGGUGCAGAAGAAGCAGCUGAAGAGCAUGCGGAACUACGACCGGGUCGCGUUCGCGUUCGUCGCCCACGCGCUGUUUUUGACGCUGUUCAGCGUACUGUUUGUGCACGUCCAGGUGACGACGCGAAUGCUGGCCUCGUCGAGUCCGCUGCUGUACUGGUUUGCCGCCGAGUACUUUACCGGCGAUAAGGCCUUCAUCCGGCGGCAGGUCAUCCGGAAGCUGUCGAAACAGGUCCGUGACGGAACAGAGCCGUGCACGCACGUCGAAAACUACGUCGAGCUGAGCGAUAUUCUCGACUUUAGACAGAUGAACUGGAAGCAGAAGGCGAUCCUGGUGUACUUUGCUGGGUACGCCACCGUCGGGACGAUCCUGUUCAGCAACUUUCUGCCGUGGACCUAAACAUUACGCGUAAUCCGACUUUAUCAAUACGUACCUUUGAACAGGAGUCUUUUAUUUAUCGAAUCGAAUUUAACGCAAAUGCAUCAAAUUUUAUGGUUGUAGCAGAAACUUGUUAAAUCAAAUACAUAAAACAGAAGAGUGACGUAGUUUAAACAACAUAUUUAGUAAGAUUAGAAGCAGACAUUUUUCCUCUUAAAAAAAUGCCAUAUUGUAGAAAAGUACCAAAUAUUUUGUCGUGCGUUCACUUUCUUUCGUCAUCAUUCUAGCGUUAGAUCGAUCAUAAUUGCAAUUUACAAGUUAGAGAAAACAAUUCGACAAGUUACAGUUAAUAGCAGCUCAAGCCAAUUUUAAAUCGUAGAAAACGUUACCAACUUAAUCGAGUCUAUUUCUCAAAACAGAGAAAUUAAAGAGUAAAAAUAUCUCUACUUUUGCCACCUUCAUUACACUGUUUCAAAAGUAUUAUAGAUAGCGAAACUGUUUACACGUACUACUACUAACAAACACAAACAUACACACAUCUCUUUGCCUUAACAAAACAAAAAA